Messenger RNA from Cylicocyclus nassatus, 353 nucleotides. The record is from the annotation of a GenBank genome assembly. Lineage: Eukaryota; Metazoa; Nematoda; Chromadorea; Rhabditida; Strongylidae.
AGGGAUAGAACGAUAUUUGCCUAAACGCAACGUUUGUUAUGCAUAAAAAUGGACAAUGAUUGGAGUGAUAGGUCCUGCAAAAGUUGCUUUACUGCUGGAAAAAGAACUUACCACCUUUCCAUCAUCUUCGUCUUCAUGGACAACCUGGAAAAUUUUUUUACAAUACAGCAUAGUUUAUAACCUCAAACCUGAGCCACCACAUUUCCCGAAGAACUUUUCUCGCGACUGGCAUGUUUCUUUUUGUGAGUUCUUCUCUGAAGUAAUAGUUGUUGUUUGUUUCGUAAAGUCGAAUGAUUGGCGCAUAAUGAACUCUUACACUCAUUCUUUCCUUCCCUGAAUCCAUUCUUCUGUGC